GUCUCUCAUCAUAGCGUCCUCCACAUUCCCGUAGUUUGUGUGCGUUAGGGUCAUUACCUGGUUGUAUUGGUAGCUGUUUACCGAGAGUUUUGAAAUGGCGCCGAAGGCUGAUGAGCAGAAGGCUGGCAAGAGCAAAGCCGAGAAGAAGCCGGUGGUGAAGAAGGCGGAGAAGAAGAUCAAAAGUGAUGUCAAGGGCGAUGCCAAGAGGAAGAAAUCGAAGAAGAGCAUUGAGACCUACAAGAUCUACAUCUACAAGGUUCUGAAGCAGGUGCAUCCUGAUACCGGUAUCUCCUCCAAGGCAAUGGGAAUCAUGAACUCUUUCAUCAAUGACAUCUUCGAGAAGCUUGCGCAGGAGGCUGCCCGUCUUGCGAGGUACAAUAAGAAGCCCACCAUUACAUCCCGCGAGAUUCAGACCGCAGUUCGCCUGAUCCUGCCCGGGGAGUUGGCUAAGCACGCGGUGUCGGAGGGUACCAAGGCCGUGACGAAAUUCACAAGUGCCUAGAUGCCAGACUAUUCACAUUUUACUUACAUGGUGUUAUAUUAACACCACCUCACUUCAGAAAUGGUCACUCGAACGGGUGUUCGCCACCCUUACUUGAGGAAAGUUCAGUGCCACUAUCGAAAUAAGUGCUACAUCGGUGGAGUCGUGAUUUACUCCAGGAUCGCAAGUGUGAGCGUAGUGUAAGGGUCAUACUCGCCCUACGUAUGACGAGAACGUAUGCCCACGUUUGUAUCAUUCAAACUCUGCUUGUGUAGUCUGACUGGGGUAAAACGUAUAUUCUCAUCAGUAGUAGUACUGAACGAGCUGCCCGAUUCAGAACCUAUAUGCUCAAGGAAUCACUAACGUCUGUUACACGGGAUUGUCUAAACCUGUUGAUUGGGUGUUAAACCUUAUGUUUUUCUUCCAGGACACCUGUGAUCUCAUACAAUGUGAAGGCCUGCGCCGUAAGUCUCGGUGCAUCGGAAAUAUGCUGAAAUUUCCCCGUUCGCUCUCAAGUAAACGGUAGAAUCCCUUAUAUUGAGGACAAAUAACGAAGUCAAUCCUGAAAGAAACUUAAAUCAACUGAAUAUUCAGACGGUAAUAGUUUAUGGUAGUACUGUCUGAUCAAAUUAUGACACAUAGCACAGAUGUGAGGGUUUCAUACGAAUUACACAUCCCCUCAAGCCUAGUCUGGUUGCAGCAUGCAGCCCUGCACAUGCUUUAGCUGAGGUGGAACUGACAACGGAAAUGUUACUUUUCGGAUUGUGACGGUGCCUAAUGCACUAACGGCAUGGAAGGAUCAUCAUUGUGGAUGCGGAAGGUGUUAUGUUGGUGAGUUGGAUUUAGGUGUUGAGGAAAGGAUUCACAAUCUCCCUCAGCACCUUCUCAUCAGUUUCGGCUUGUAGGCUUCUUCCAAACAUCUGCAAUUGUGUGAGUAUACUCAUUGUCGACGGCCUCCUUUCUCGCUUUUUACGCAAUGUAUGGAAUUCGUAUCGUUCUGUA
This is a messenger RNA of Physcomitrium patens, 1483 nucleotides long. Its product is annotated as histone H2B.11. The record is from RefSeq and is a predicted model, not a curated record. Gene Ontology annotation, molecular function: DNA binding; protein heterodimerization activity; structural constituent of chromatin. NCBI's taxonomy places the organism in Eukaryota, Viridiplantae, Streptophyta, Bryopsida, Funariales, Funariaceae. Gene Ontology annotation, cellular component: nucleosome.